Molecule: messenger RNA, 1528 nt
Organism: Fimicolochytrium jonesii
Lineage: Eukaryota; Fungi; Chytridiomycota; Chytridiomycetes; Spizellomycetales; Powellomycetaceae
Exons: 3
Coding region: 150-1049 (299 amino acids)
Source: RefSeq, a predicted model, not a curated record
GCACAUCAGUACGCUCGGAGAAGAUUCCUAUAGGGGCGAGUACAUAGAAGAGGAUUUCUAUCGCCGUCGCAGGGAUCUCAAACCUGCAUCUGGCUCUCCCAUAGGGAAUCAUGAAUUCUUUAAUGCGUAAACCGUAAGACCGACCAACAAUGCCUAAACCGCUCGUCCCUUCAGAGAAGGUACGCCUCCAUGAACGGGCCAUCAUCGCCCAGCUCAAGAAGGAACGGGCAUUCAAUCAUGAUGCGAUUGCCGCGCUGAUGGACAACCUCAUGCCUUCACGUCGGGGCUUCGAGGAGACCGUGCUCGACAAAGUGUGGGCACAAUACUAUGCUUCGAUAGAUUACGAGGUCAUCAAUCUGAUCCAAAGAAAUCCAAAAGAUCCCUUCCUCACCCAUAACGAGCACCAGGCUAUCACCUGUUUCCUCACUGCUAGAUAUCUGGCCCUAUUGAUGCGUUUAGGGACCCGAACACCGAAGGACAUGACACUCUACAGGGGCAUCUCGAUACGGCAAAACAAGCUGGACCAGUUUCGGCAAACGUACGUCCCUGGCCGACGGAUCAUCACCAACGAAUUCAUGUCCACCACCCCCACCUUGGACAUCGCCCACAGCUUCACUAUGUAUCCCAACAGCGCCGCUGUGAUGAUGGUCCUGUCAAUCCCCCGUGGGACGCCUAUCGACGUCGGAAAUAACCACGCCGUUGAAGAGGAGGCGGUCCUCCACAAUUGCACACAGUGGCGGGUGGAUGCCAUGCACAUGAUAGAUCCCAAUACCUUCCGGGUCUAUAUGCACCUUGAGGCGAUGAGCACGCCGUUCAUCGAGAUGGACGAUGGAAUUGAGGCGCUCUGUCGCCUCUACGAGGAGAAUCAGGCAGGUGAUCUAAUGUACACUCUCGCGCUCUGGGACGAUUACCGGAAAGGAGGCGGAUGCGCAAACAUAAGGCCCGUUCGUCACACCAGUCGCAAGUUCCCCUCCCUGAAGGGUUUGCCGACGGCCGUGGUCUUAUUCGUCAAAGGUGGUCAGGCUGUUGCGCCCGGCUCCAGCACAUAAGGACAACGUUAAGGACAACGGACCCUUAACCAAUGGAGGAAUGCUCUUUCUUGUUCGGAUUCGGGAGUGUGAGAGCGUGGAGAGCUCGACAAGCCUGUCCCGGGAAAAUGGGUCCUUAGGUAUGUCUGGCAACAGCACAGUCCCAAACUCUGACGAAGAGGAGAUGGGUAUAAAAGAGCGCCGUGCCGGGCGCCAGCUCACCUUCAGAAAAUCAUACCAAAGUCAAUAUGUCAAACGCACGAACACCAUCGAGGACGCUCUCUCCCGAACUGUAUGCCCUCUUCGGGAUCAAGGAGGGCACCCGGGUCGAUCUUCUCGAGAUACUGAAAUACUUGAACAAAUAUAUUGACGAUGUUAUGAUCUCGACGACGGAGGCGGAAGCGAAGAAGAGAAGACAGAGCGAGAGUGAUAGGUGACAAGAGAUUGUAUUGGGCGAAACGACAAACAAGGACUAGAACAGGAGAUGAGCAGAACUGGUG